Pseudozyma hubeiensis SY62 is the source of this 1365-nucleotide messenger RNA. RefSeq names its product acyl-CoA dehydrogenase. The transcript has a single exon. Lineage: Eukaryota; Fungi; Basidiomycota; Ustilaginomycetes; Ustilaginales; Ustilaginaceae. The record is from RefSeq and is a predicted model, not a curated record. Gene Ontology annotation, molecular function: flavin adenine dinucleotide binding; acyl-CoA dehydrogenase activity. The coding region runs from base 1 to 1365 and encodes 454 amino acids.
AUGAUGGCCACAAGAUCGGUACAGACCUUUCUCGGGAGGACCGCUCGCGCAGGCCGAGCUGCGCCGGGACUCUCGAAGGUAGCUUGCUCCGUCGAUGCUGGGCUGGGCAGCUACAACCCGGUUCGCCUCACAACAAUCACACCUGCUCGCAUCUUCCGAGGCUUCUCAUCAUCGAGCAUCACGAGACGUGCAGCUGCCGAAUUCACAGGCAUGUCCGAGCAAGGACUCUCCGAAUCGCAAGUCGACGUACGACGAGCGAUCCAAGAUGUCUGCUCUCAAUUCGACGAAGACUACUGGCGACACAAAGAUCAACGCGCCGAGUACCCGCACGAGCUCUACGAUGCUCUCUCCUCCGGCCGAUGGAUCGGAAUCUGCAUGCCCGAGUCGCUCGGCGGGGCAGGACUCGGAAUCUCGGAAGCGACAGUUAUGCUUCAGACCAUCGCCGAAUCGGGUGGAGCCGUCGCUGGUGCUCAAUCGAUCCACGCCAACAUCUACCCUUUGAUGCCGAUCAUCGAGUUUGCCUCGAAGGAGCAGCAUGCUGAUUGGUUGCCGAAGAUGAUCGACGGCAGGAUCAGAUCUUGCUUUGGCAUUACGGAACCAACGACGGGAUCGGAGACGUUGAAACUCAAGACAAAAGCAGUGAGGAAGGGCGACAAGUACAUCAUCAACGGCAGUAAGAUCUGGACUUCCUCGGCGCAGGUCGCAUCCCAUGUGGUGCUCUUAGCAAGGACUUCGGAGCCAGAGAGUGGAUCGCGAUCUUCGGGCUUGAGCCUCUUCUUUGCGCCGCUUCGAAACAUGCCGAACAACCCGCAGAACGCAGGCAAGGCGCAACUGGCCAAGGGAGUCGAGAUGCGCAAGAUCGCCAAGAUGGGCGGCAACAUGGUCGACGCUAACGAAGUGUGGUUCGACGACUUUGAAGUGCCCGCAGACUGCCUGAUCGGCGAAGAGGGCAAAGGGUUCAAGUACGUCCUGCACGGGAUGAACGCCGAGCGGUGCCUGUUGGCAGGUGAAGCGCUGGGCACGGGAUACGCAGCACUCACCAAAGCGGUCAAGUACGCAGGUGACAGAGUCGUGUUCGGCAAGCCCAUCGGAGCGAUGCAGGCCAUCCAACAUCCACUUGCGAAAAGCUGGGCUCAACUCGAAGCAGCCAAACACCUGACCUAUGCCGCAGCGAGGAUGUACGAUGAUAGAGCGGCGGACGCGGGUGCGCAGGCCAACGCGGCAAAGUACAUGGCCGCCGAAGCUGGGUUCAAGGCUUGCGAGACGGCGGUCAUGACUUUGGGUGGCAUGGGCUAUGCGGUAGAGUACGGGGUGGAAAGACUGUUCCGCGAGGUGCUAGUGCCGAGACUUGCACCAGUGAGGUAA